This is a messenger RNA of Gavialis gangeticus (Gharial), 11984 nucleotides long. It is a transcript of the gene DNHD1, whose product is annotated as dynein heavy chain domain 1. The annotation marks the transcript as partial. Gene Ontology annotation, biological process: microtubule-based movement. Lineage: Eukaryota; Metazoa; Chordata; Crocodylia; Gavialidae. Gene Ontology annotation, cellular component: dynein complex. The transcript has 42 exons. The record is from RefSeq and is a predicted model, not a curated record. Gene Ontology annotation, molecular function: dynein light intermediate chain binding; ATP binding; minus-end-directed microtubule motor activity.
GGGCGCCCGUUCCCAGCCAGCGCUCUCGCCCGCAGGCCUUACAGCCUGGCCGCCGUGCCCAAGGCGAGGGCGGCCCCGCAGCACUACGUCUUCUCGCCCUUCGGCGUGCUGCACGUGCAGCGGGGGCAGGGGGCCGAGGCGCUGGCGCUGGGCGCGUGGCACCGGGAGGCUGUGCUCUGGGGGUUGCUGCGCAGCAUCCCUGUCUUCCGCCACUGCCUGCUCCGCGCGGCCUUUGCCCGGUGGCGCGCCCGCCUGCUCCAGGCUGUGCCCCACUUCGGCACCGCCCUGCUCCACAUCUCCAGGCUGCUGCAGGAGCUGCGGUCCGUGCAUUGGCUGCCCCAGGACGAUACCCGCAGCUUCAGCUUCCCGGAGCUGCAGCGAGCCCUGGCCCAGGAGAAAAGCCGUGCGCGUGGCCUGCUGGCCCACUGCCUUGCCCUCUGCACCACCAUCCUGGAGCUGGUGCGCAAUGACACGUACAGGAUGGCGCAGGGGCUGCAGGGCGGGACGCAGGUCUGCGGGCACCCCCAGGCUGGGGGGUCCGCGCACCAGCAGCGCCUGCAGAGCGAGGGGAUGCAGCGGUGGCACCGGGCGGCCGAGCGCUGGCUGGGGCAACUGGGCAGCCUGGCCCGGCUCGUCAACCUGCUUGUGGCCCAGAGCCUGGUCUCCAUGGUGCAGGACCAGGUCACCGCUUUCAUCGGCCGCGUCAUGCAGGUGCGGGGGCACUGGCCUGGCUCCCCAUGGCUGGGCCUCUGGGGCUGGCCCUGCCCUGCCCUGACCGCCCCCCUGCCCUCGCAGGCCGACGGCGCCGGGCGCGAAGCCGUGCUGCGGGUGCAGCUGGUCUUCGAUGCCGACAACUGGCUGGUGUCCUUCCCCUCGCGCCAGGCGCUGGAGGACAGCCUGCUGGGUGCGCUGGACGCUGUGCUGGAGUCGGUGCUGGAGGUGUGCCAGACCAGAAAGGAGCUGCCGGGGUCAGUGGCCGAGUCAAGUGCCUCCGAGGCUGGGACGGCCCCAGGCCUGGACCCACUGACCGCGUCCACCCCUGUCCCUGCCCCCAGCCGCAGCAGAGGGGCCACCCCGGUCCCUGCUGCGUGUGGCCGGGGGGGCUCACACUGCCCCCCAUGCGCAGCGCUCUGGGCGGCGGGGAAGGGCAGCAUGGGGACCCCCGUGGAGCUGCUGCCCAGCCUGUGGGACGAGGCGCUGGGCACGCAAGAGCGAGCCCCGAGGCAGCCCCUCGCGGGCCUGGAGGUGACGGGGCGCCGGGCGCGCAGCCACUACCCAGAGCCGGCGUGGGAACAGCUGGAGCAGGACCUGCGCACCGACGGCUGCAUCCAGGCGGCCCGCGCCACCCAGCAGGCCCAGCUGGCGGCGGCGCUGGACGAGACGCAGGAGCUGUGCCGGGAGCACGCCUGGGUGGCCGAGGUGCACGCCUUCGUGCAGGGCUGGAGCCCCGCGGCGCUGGAGGUCAUGCGGGGCCAGGCACCCAGCACCUAUGCUGAGCAUGUGGCCCAGCUCCGCGCCUGGGCCCAGCGCCUGCAGGACUUGCCGCCCGCCGUCGUCACCCGCAACCGCCUCUUCCUGGUGGACUGCAGCAGCCUGCAACAGGAGACGGCACCCCUGGUGGCGUGCAUCACCGCCGAGCUCCAGGCGCUGGCGCUGCACGAGGCCUCGCUGCGCAGCAAGGUCCUCAUCACCGAGCUGAGCACCGUGCUGAAGCUCUACCGCAGCGUUGGCUCCGACAUCCUCACCGUCGCCAAGUGCUCCCACAAGCUGCAGCAGUACCAGGGCCAGAUGGGCGAGCUGCAGGAGCGCGUGGAGUACGUGCGCAGCCUCAACGACGUGAUCCGGCACUGCUUCCGCCCGCUCGCCCCAGACGAGGAGAGCCAGGAGAACGCGCUCCUGGACACGUGGGAGGCCUUCGUCUUCCAGCAGCAGGAGGCCUCGGACUUCAUCACCUUGCGGCGCCUCAGUAUCGUGGACGAGCUGGAAGAGUCGCUGCAGCGGGCGCGGCAGGAGCUGCACGACCUGCUGGCCGCGGCCACCACGGGCCGGUUCCGGGACCCCGCGUCUAACGCCCGCGCCGCUGAGCAGGACCUGCGCACCCUGCUCCUGCGCUUCCAGGCCACGGCUGCCCGCCUGGACGAGCUCUGCCACUCCCAGAAGACCCUCACAGGCACGGCCGUCCUGCCCCGCCGCGUCCGGGCCCCCCAGCCCUGCCUCCCCGGGGCUGCCCCAACAUGGCGGGCAGGGCUCCCAAAUGAGUGCCUGCCCGCCCCCGCAGGGGCCUGCAUGGACCAGGCUUUCGUGGCCACGGGCCAGGACCUGAUGGAGGCCCAUGAGCGCCUCUGGAGGCUGUUCCGCGCCGUCACCGAGCAGCUCAGCGAGUGGCGCUGCCUCGCCUUCGCCAAGUUCAGCGCAGCCCUGGCACUGGAGCGAGCGGGGGAGUGGCAGAGGGAGGCAGCCCGCCUGGAGGAGCGCCUGCCGGACGCGCACCCCGUGCUGCAGGCCUGCGCGCGGGCCGUCAGUGCCUUCCAGCAGGUGCUGCCCCUGCUGCAGGCCCUGGGCAGCCCCCUCCUCACGGUCGCCUGCUGGAGGGAGAUCUUCGCCGGGCACACGAUGGACACGCUGCGCCGGCUGCAGAAGACCUGGGCCGAGAAGCAGCUGCGCGUGGUCAACUUCAUCCUGCGCGUGGCCUACCAGGCGCCCGAGCACGCCCACCGCCCCCGAGAGCCUGCCCGCGUGGACCACGUCCCCAAGGAUAGUGGCACCUUUGUGCUGUCCGGUGAGCAGGGCCAACCAGGGGUGGGAGGGAGGGGGCAAUACCCGCCGGCCCGUGCCACGCCCCCCCCCGCGCCCCCGCCCGAGGCCGCUGGCUUGGUGGGUGCCUGUGGAGAGACGGUGCUGCUGAGACCCCCGCUGCCCUUGCAGGGCCAGAAGCCGGCGCAGUGGCUGCAGGCGCUGGAGCGCGGCAUGAAGGCGGCACUGUUCCAGCUGCUGCAGGGGUGCGUGGUCCAGCGCCUGGCGCUGCGGGCACAGCUGGACGUGCCCUUCGAGCAGCUCCCGGGCCCCACACAGCUUCCCCUGCACCUGCUGGCCGAGCACUGGGGGCGGCUGGCGGGCGCCUUCCCCGCGCAGUGCGUGCUGCUGGCCGAGGAGGCUGUGUGGCGCACCGACGUGGAGGACCAGCUGCUGGGCCCCAGCCCCCGCACCCGCCCCCUUAAGCUGCGGCUGAAGCUGGAGGCGCUGGCGCACUACGCCCGCUCUGCCCGUGCCAGCCAGGCCCAGCGGUCCGGGGGCGCCCAGCUCUGCACUGUGCUUGGGGCAUUGCUCACCACCACCAUGCACCACCGCGACGUGCUGGCACGGCUGCUGGAGCGCCGGGCCGCUUCUCCUGCCGUCUUCGAGUGGGCACAGCUGCUCAAGUACCGCGUGGCCCUACCGCCGGCGCAGGCCCCAGGGCCAGCCUGGGCAGGCGAAGCACCAGGCUGCUGGGCCGAGGUCCUGGACCAGCGCCUGCACUACGACUAUGAGUAUGUGGGGCCCGUGGCCCGACCCGUGGGGGGCCCCCAGCUGGAGCGUGGCUUCCUGGGGCUGCUGCUGGCCCUGGAUGAGUUUCGCUGCGCGGCCGCGCUGGGGGGCCUGGCCCGGGCCCUGGGCCGCCAGCUCGUCACGCUGCCCUGCUCCCGCCAGCUGGGGCUGGACUGCCUGCGCCGCUUCGUGAGCGGGGCUGUGCAGGCGGGCGCCUGGCUGCUCCUGGAGGAGCUGGACCAGCUGGCGCCUGGCGUGCUGGUGGGCUUCGGCCAGCUGACCGCCGACCUGCAGGCCCUGUGCGUGGUGCUGCGCGAGGGGCCGUGCUCUGGUGAGGAGGACGAGGACUGGGAGGAAGAGGUGGAGGAAGAGGAGGAGAAGGAGGACACCAGUGCCGGGGACGCGCCGGCCCUGCCCGAGCUGGGUGUAGACGAAGCGCAGCCCUUCCAGCCCCGCAUCCUGGGCCACAUCCUCUUCGGCGACCGCCUGCUGCGGGUGCGCGAGACGUUUGGGUGCCUGGCCACGCUGCGGCAAGUGCCCGCAACCCCGCGCCUGGCGCUGCGCCCCGUGGCCCUGCUGCCCCCUGACAUGCAGACCGUGGCCGAGCUGGCCUUGCUGGCCGCCGGCUUCCGCGAAGCCUCGCGCUUGGCCCACAAGCUCGCCGCCUUCUUCCGGCUGGAGGGGGAGCUGGGCCCAGGCCCCGGCCCCGGCCGCCUGUCCCUGCUCAAGGGCGUGGUGCAGACGGCCACCAGCAUCCUGCACCCGCCCGUGCCGCCUGGCACCAGCUGCGCUCAGCUGUCUGCGCUGGCGGGGCUGAGCGAGGAGCCGGCGCUGGUGCAGGCGCUGUGCCUCUCGCCACUGCUGGCCGGCCCGGAGGGCCCCCGGCUGGCACAGCUGCGGGAGCUGCUGCGCAGCGUGUUCCCAGUCGCCGGUGCCACGCUGCCCGAGUGCCAGGCACCGGCCCCGGUGAUGCGCGCGGUGCUGGCCGAGCUGCAGGCCGACGGGCUGCAUGCCGACCUUAACCUGGCCAGCGCCGUGGGCCAGCUCCACCAGGCCCUGCAGGGCUCAGCGAGUGUGCUGCUGGUGGGACCCGUGGGCAGCGGCAAGACCACGGCCUGGCGUACCCUGGCCAAGGCGCUGAGCCGGCUGGCCACCAGCGAAGCCCUGGAGGUGCCGUCGGGGGACAGCCGGCUGCACGGCAGGGAGGACGUGGCCCUGCUGCCCGUCAGCGCCACGUGCCUCUGCCCCAAUGCCCUCAGCGCCCCCGAGUUCCUGGGCAGCAUGGACGGCAGCGUCUGGACCGACGGCAUCUUCUCCCGCCUGAUGCAGAGAGCGCGGCACUGCAGCUCCGUGCUGCACGGCCAUGCCCUGCCCUGCCGCCCCACUGCCGGGGGCGUCCCCGAGACGGCCGCGUUCGCCCGCAUCCUGCGAGCCCAGCUGGACCGGCACCUGCCGCCCGAGCACCGGCUGGCCACCAGCGAAGCCCUGGAGGUGCCGUCGGGGGACAGCCGGCUGCACGGCAGGGAGGACGUGGCCCUGCUGCCCGUCAGCGCCACGUGCCUCUGCCCCAAUGCCCUCAGCGCCCCCGAGUUCCUGGGCAGCAUGGACGGCAGCGUCUGGACCGACGGCAUCUUCUCCCGCCUGAUGCAGAGAGCGGUGGCCUCGGGCCUGGCCCCCAGCUCCCAGCAGUGGCUGGUGGUGGACGGGGCGGCCAGCCCCGAGUGGCUGGAGCCCAUCGCGACGCUGCUGGGGCCGGAGCCCGCCCUCGUGCUGCCGAGCGGCCAGCGGAUCCAGGCCCCCGAGGGCGUGAAGCUGCUGCUGGAGCUGCUGCGCGGCCUCGCCGAGGAGCUCUUCCCGCCUACGCUCGCCUUCCUGCAGCGGCACUGCAGCUCCGUGCUGCACGGCCAUGCCCUGCCCUGCCGCCCCACUGCCGGGGGCGUCCCCGAGACGGCCGCGUUCGCCCGCAUCCUGCGAGCCCAGCUGGACCGGCACCUGCCGCCCGAGCAGUCCCCGGGCCAGGCACCCAGCACGGACGAGGUGGCAGGCCCCAGGGACAGCUCCCCCACGCUGGCGCCAUCCUCCUCCUCCUCCUCGAGCCAGCAUCCAGACCAGCUUGUAGCCGCCCAAUGCCACCAGCUGCUCCUCAGCAUCUUCGUGUUUGCCUACAUCUGGGGCUUCGGUGGCCACCUGCACCCCAGGCACUGGGACGCCUUCGACCGCUUCGCCCGCCGGGCGCUGCUCAGCAGCCGCUGCAGCGUGGAGCUGCCCCCAGCAGCCUCCGUCUUCGACAUCUACCCGCAGCCGGAGAGCGGGAGGCUGGAGGUCUUCAACGGGUCGUACCUGUGCCACAGGCCCAAGGGGGUCCCCGCCACCUUCAACCCCCUGCCCCAGCACGAGCGCCUGCUGUACGUGGUGGACGUGCUGCUGGGCGCCCGCCAGCCCGUGCUGCUGGCCGGGGAGCCCGGCGCCGGCAAGUCAGCCUUGGCGGAGCUGCUGGCCCAGCCGCACCAGUCCUGGCAGCGCAUGUCCCUCUCGCCUCCCGUCGGUGCCACCCACCUGCGCCAGCUGCUCCAGACCCGGGUCCCGAGCAGCUCCAGGGCCCCGGGGCUGCGGGCGCCCUCCCUGCACGGCACCAGGGGCCACCUGCUUGUGCUCGAGGACCUGCACGCCGCCGAGCCCGGCCCGGGGGGGGGCAGCUGCGCUGUGCUGGAGACCCUUCGCCAGGCCCUGUCGCACCGGGAGGUCUGCAGCGCGGAGACCCUGGAGCUCCAGCGUCUGCUGCCCGGCCGCUGCCUGGCCACUGUGUCCGCCCCUGCACCAGGCGCGCCCCCCCUCUGCCCGCGCCUGGCCCGGCUCUUCAGCACGCUGGCGCUGCCCACCCUCACCCGGGACGCGCUGGUCACCAUGCACACGCCCGCUCUCCUGGCCUGGCUGGAGAGGCUCCCACAGGUGCCACGGGCCAGCGAGCUGGCCCCUGCCUUGGUGGGCGCCACGGUGGACGCCUACGAGGCCGUGCGGGCGCGCUUCCGGCCUGUGCCUGCCCGCUGCCCCUGCCUCUUCUCCGCCCACCACGUCGACAGGGUGCUCCGGGGCCUGCUGCUCCUGCGGCCCAGCCCCAGCCCGCCCCUGCCCGGCCCCGCAGAUGAGGGGCGGGCGGCACGGCGUGGCUCCACGGGGCUGGCUGCCAGCCCCACGCUGGGCGCGCACACGGUGCUGCGCCUCUGGCUGCACGAGGCCGUGCGCACCUUCUGCGACCCGCUGGCCUCGGCGCCCGAGCAGCGGGAGUGCGCGCAGCUGCUGCUGGACACAGCGCUCGGUGCCUUCUGCGCCCACCGCAGCGACCUGCAAGCUCUCUCCAAUUCCGAGCAGGGCCCUGGUGCCCGCCCCGCAGCCCCCACCGACGAGGAGGACGAGGAGGACGAUGCCCCCAGCGACAGUGACGCGGAGCCCGAUGACACCCCCAAGCCAGAGACCAAGGAACCGGCGGCGAUGCCGCGGCUGCAGGCGCCCUCGCGGCUGCGGGUGGCCUCAUGGCUGGCCUGCCCCUGGCUCCUCCUGCGCUGCCGCAGCACGGAGCCGCUCGUGGCCAGCAGCAUGCGCCGGCACAGUCGGCGCCGGUCCUCGGAGGCCUUGGCCCGCCAGCCCCCAUGCACCCCAGUCCCGGCGUCGCUGAGGGCCCUGGAGACGUCAGUGUCCCGUGUGGCCACUGGUGCGGCCCUGAUCCACGUGUCGGCACGGUGCCACGCCGCAUACCUGGCCCCGCGCCUGCCCCUAGUCACGCCCACCACCUUCCUCGACCUGCUCGAUGCCUUCCUCACCCUGUCGACCCAGCUGCAGACACAGACUCAGGCCCAGGUCGACCGGCUGCGGGCCGUCCUGGACAAGCUGCAGGAGGUGAGCGAGAGGCAGCAGGCGCGUGGCCAGGACGUCCGCAUGCUGCAGGAAAAGCUGCGCAAGGCCAAGGAGAAAGUGGUGCGGUGCCGGCACAGGGCAGAGCAGGAGGAGGCAGUGCGGCGGCAGCAGGAGCAGGACUGCGAGCAGCGCCAGGCACGGCUCGAGGACCUGGCUGCGGAGCACAGCCGGUUGGAGCAGGCUCAGGAGGAGGCCUUGGAAAAGAUGGGUGCGGACUAUGAGGCGGCGCUGGCACGGCUGCAUGUGGGCGAUGUGGAGGAGCUGCGCAGCUACCGGCGGCCCCCAGUGCCCGUGGUGCGGGUGACCGACCUCCUGUGCCGCAUGUUCCAGCAGACGCCCGGCUGGGACAGUGCCCGCCAGCUGCUGGGACGCCCGGACUUUUACCAAGAGCUGCUGUUCUACCCCAAGGACGAGCUGUCGGAGGAGGUGCAGGUGGCACUGGGCCAUGCUGCGGCCGACGCCGCCUUCCUGGGCCCCGUGCUGCGCAGCGCCAGCCGGGCGGCCGCGGCCCUGGGCCAGUGGAUGUGCGCGGUGCAGCGGUACGGCCAGGCCCAGCGUGCCUGGCAGCCUGUGCUGCAGCAGCUGGCCCGCUGCGAGCAGCAGAUACGCGAGGAAGAGGAGCAGCUGAGCACCCGGCGCCUGCAGGCUGAGCGGCUGCGGGAGCGCAGCGCCGCCUGGGCUCUGAAGCUGGAGGAGGUGCUGGAGCAGCAGGAGGCCCUGGCCCAGCAGCUGCGCUGUGCCCAGCAGGACCAGGCUGAGGGCGACUCCGUUGGCUGCACUAUGGCUGCGCACGUGGCACGCUGGCAGGAGGCCACCCAGGCCCUGGAGCAGAUGUGCAGCACAGUGCAGGGGGAUGCACUGCUGUGCGCAGCCGCCGUCUGCUACCUGGGCGCCUUCCCCCCACCGCGGCGCCAGGAGCUGCUGGAGAAGUGGCAGGACCUCCUGGCCGGGCGCCGAGUGCCAUUGGGCCCGGACGACGUGCGUCGGGCGCUGGAGCAGGAGCUGCCCUGCCCCGGCCCCGCGCCCACCGCCUCCGGCCCCCCGCUGCUGCCCGUGCACCCCGGCUUCAGCCUGCUGGCCCUGCUGAGCUGCGAGCGCGAGCAGCACGCCUGGGACCGCGACCGCAAGUCGCGGGACCCGGCCUCGCGCCAGGCCGCUGCGCUCCUCCAUGCCGCUGCCCGUAUCUGCCCCCGCCGCUGGCCUCUGCUGCUCGACCCCGACCAGCAGGCCCUCACCUGGCUCAGCUCCGUUCCCCGGGCCAAGGACGAUGAGGCCUGCGCCAACCCGGACAUGCGGCCAGAAACCACGGAGCCCAGCAGUGCUGCCGCACCCCCGGAGCAGACGCUGCAGGUGCUGUCAGCGAUGGACCCCGGUCUGGAGGAGAGUCUCCGGGCAGCUGCCGGCAGCGGUCUGCCCGUCCUGCUGCUGCACGCAGAGAAGAGCCCAGGCAGCCCCAUCCUCCGGUGCCUGCUGCAGAAGGAGGCGGGCGCAGGCACGGAGCCGGCACCAGGCAAGGCCGUGCAGACGCUGCCCUCCUUCCGCCUCUACCUCAGCACCAGCCUGCCCCUGCACACCCUGGGCCAAGAGAUGGAGCAGGCCCUACUGCCCAGCCUGAAUGUGGUGGACCUGAGCCUGGGUGAGGGGGCACUGGAAGAGCUGCUACUGGAGGAGCUGCUGCUGGUUGAACGCCAUGAGGCCCAGAGCCACUGGCGCCGACUGGAGCUCAGCAUCCUGCAGGUGGAGGACGAGCUGGCAUGCGCCGAGGAGGAGCUGAUACAGCUGAUCUCGGCGCCGGAGCAGGCACUGCUGGAGACGGAGGCGUUCCUCCCCAUGGUGCACCUGCUGGACACGCAGGUGGAGACGCUGCGCUCCAGCCACGAACACCUGUGCUCCCUGCGCCAGGGCCACUGCGCGAUACGUGAGCAGUACCGGCCGGUUGCACGCCUGGGUGCCGCGCUGCACCAAGCCCUGCACCAGGUCUGCCGCCUGCAUCCGCUCUACUGCUGCAGGGCCACCGCCAGCCUGGCUGCUGCCCACCGUGGCCUGCUGGUGACCAGGUGGGGGGGCGCCAGGCAGCAGGAGGCACUGGAGGCCCGGGUGAUGGAGCUGCGCAGGGCCCUGGCACAGGCGCUGCUGACCUACGCCCAGCCUGGCCUGUGGGAGCGCCACGAGCUGCUGCUGGCCCUGCUGGGUGCUGUGGCCCUGCAGCGCCUUGACGGCCACGUCUCCCCACUGGCCUGGCUGGCCUUCUGCCAGGGCCUGCAGGCGCCCACUGCUGCUCGGCUGCUGCCCCUGCCGCCUGGCGCCCCACCAUGCCCACCCGGGGUGGACGCCAAGGCCUGGGAGGAGUGCGGGCGACUGGAGGCACUGCCUGGCUUCCAGGGGCUGCAGGCGGCACUGGCAGGCAAGGCGGCAAUGUGGCAGGAGUACCUGCAUCUGCCCUGCACCAUGGUGGGCCCUGCGCCAGGCCCAGGCCACGCUGGCCUUGGACCCUUCCAGCGUGCCCUGCUGUGGCGCGUGCUGCGCCCAGGCCAGCUCUGCAGCGUGGCUGCCGACCUGGCUGCCUGCCUGAUGGGGCGCCCCAUGGCCGAGGCGGCUGCACACAGUGCUGCCGCCCUGUAUGACCACAGCCAGAGCCAUGUGCCCAUCCUCUUCCUCACACCACUACCCGGUGCCGCAGCCGCCACCACCCACCCGCUGCACUGGAUCCAGCAGAUGGCCCGGCAGCAGCACCGUGAGGGGAAGGUCAUGGUCGUCACGCUGGGGGCACCCAACUGCCUGCAACGCAUGAGCGAGGCCCUGGGCACCUGUGCAAGGAGGGGGCACUGGCUGGUGCUGGACAACUGCCACCUGCAGACACACUGGCCACCUGACAUGCUGGUGCCGCUGCAACGGCUGCUGGGUGUCUCCCAGGAUCCUGCGAAGCCAGCGGCAGCCGCCACAAAAGGGAAAAAGCUCCACCCCAAGUUCCGCCUCUGGCUCAUCGCGGACGCCCGGCUCCCAUGCCCCCUGCCAGGGCCCCUGCGCCAGAGCAUGGUGACCGUGUGCUGCGAGACACCAAUGGACCUGCCAGGUGCCCUGCUGCGCAUCUACAGCCUGGCCCAGGACCAGCAGGCCUGGCGGGUGCAGCCCGAGCGGGGGCUGCCACUGCUGGCCCUGCAUGCCGCCCUCCUGCACCGCCAGCACUACGGGCACAGGGCCCAGGCUGCCCACUACCUCUGGACUGAGGCUGAGCUGUUUGCCGGGCUGCGGGCACAGGAGCGGCUUUCGCAGGUGGUGUCCAACCCGGAGGAGGCCCUGCAAGAGCUGGCAGGCUCUAUUUUCUAUGGGGGCCACAUCCUGGAUGCAGGGGACGCAGCAGUCGUGCAGACCCUGAGCCAGCAGUGCCUGAGCCAAGACCCCCACUUGCCAGCCGCCCGUGGGGUCCAGAGCCUCUGCGCUGCCCUUGCCGGCCCCACAGCCCUGGGCGGCUCCUCGGAGGCACAGCCGGAAGAGCCCCAGGCACAGAUGCAGCAGCUUGUGGGUGCGGCUGCCCCGGCACUGUGCGGGUUGCCAGAUGGGCUGCAGGAGCAGGAGCUGGAGCGCCGCAGCCAUGCCCUGCUCGCUGACCUGCUGCGGUCACAGGCCCUGUGGCUGCCGCACCCACGCCUGCCCCCGCCCAGGCAGCAUGAGUCACUGGGGCCACUGGUGCAGCAGGGCCUGGAGAUGGUGCAGGAGCUGGAGGCGGCGCUGCAGCAAUGCCGGCCCUGUGGCCCUCAGUGCCCACCACCUCGGCCCCUGCUGCGGUUCCUGCUGGACGAGGCUGGGAACCUGGCGGCCCUGCUGCACCAGGUGGGUGUGGACCUGCGCUGCACGCAGCAGCAGCUGCAAGGGAUGCUCUGCACAGCCCCCCGCUGUGCCACAGUGCUGCAGGCCCUGGGCCGCGACCGCCUGCCCCACGUGUGGCUGUGCCACACGCCCACUGGGCCCCAGCGCCCCGGCGCCUGGCUGGAGACACUGCGGAGCCGCGGGCAGUUGCUGUGCAGCUACCUGGGGGCGGGCACGGGUCCGCCAGCCCCACUCUACCACCUGGCCGCCUUCCAGCACCCCCGGCGCCUGCUGCUGGCUCUGCUCCAGGAGACCGCACGGGCAGAGAACCAGAGCCUGGAGCAGCUCUGUCUCAGCCCUCAGGUGCUACAAUCCAGUGUUUCACACCCCAGCCACAGCCACAGGUCUGGGCUCCUGCUGGGUGGUCUGGAGCUGCGCAAUGCACGGUGGAAUAAGGACAUGGCCCGGCUUCAGGCCGUGCACAGCACCCAGCCCUGCCCACUGCCCCUCGUAUGGGUGCAAGCCUUGCGCAAGGCGAGCCAGUUGCCAGGGGCUGGCGCCUUCCUGCCUCGGCACCGCUGCCCCAUCUAUGUGGGGCUGGCCCAGCAGCCCACAUGUCUGAAGAGCCACCGGGCUGUGCUGCACCUGGAACUGCCCUGUGCCAUGCCACCCGCUCUGUGCACGCAGCACCGCUUGCAUAUCGUCAGCCUGCUGCCCUGAGACACCCUGCGCAGGCUGCU